Solanum lycopersicum (tomato) is the source of this 1475-nucleotide messenger RNA. Its product is annotated as nucleosome assembly protein 1;4. The record is from RefSeq and is a predicted model, not a curated record. Gene Ontology annotation, cellular component: nucleus; chromatin. Gene Ontology annotation, biological process: nucleosome assembly. Gene Ontology annotation, molecular function: chromatin binding; histone binding. NCBI's taxonomy places the organism in Eukaryota, Viridiplantae, Streptophyta, Magnoliopsida, Solanales, Solanaceae.
AGAAAAUAACUUCUCGAAUCUCAGCUCAAACAGAAUACCGACUCAUCCCAUAACUGUGACUCUUCAAUCUCUUUUCUCUUCGGUUCUUCACAAUUCUUUCUGUUUCAAUCACAUUUUCUUCCAACUCUUUCGUAACGAAUUCAACAUGAGCAUUUCGAUCAAAGAUCGCUCGGAUUCCGAUCUCCUCCCAGCCGCUGCCGCCGCUUUGAGCGCUGAAGAUCGUGCUCUUUUGGUAAAUGCACUCAAGAAUAAGCUCCAGAAUUUGGCUAUGGAGGACGCAGACAUACUUACGACACUGUCACCACAAGUUAGGAAGCGCGUUGAUGCUUUGAGAGAGUUGCAGGGUCAACAUGAUGAACUGCAAGCUAAGUUUUUGGAGGAGAGUGCUGCACUUGAAACUAAAUACCAGAAGCUGUAUGAACCGCUGUACACAAAGAGAUAUGAAAUAGUAAAUGGCAUUGUUGAAGUGGAAGGUGUCAAUGUGGCUCCCCUGGAACAGGGAGACAAUCAAGGAACAGGAGAUGGUACAGAGAAAGGCGUUCCAAACUUCUGGCUGAAUGCUAUGCUGAAUAACGAGAUAUUGGCAGAGGAGAUCUCAGAGUAUGACGAAGAAGCUUUAGAAUUCCUCAAGGAUAUCAAGUGGUGCAGAGUCAAUGAUGCAAAGGGUUUUAAGCUUGAAUUCUUUUUUGAUACAAACCCCUUCUUCAAGAAUUCUGUAUUGACAAAGACCUAUCUCAUGGUUGAUGAUGAACUACCUGUAUUGGAUAAAGCAAUAGGGACGGAUAUUGAAUGGUAUCCAGGAAAAUGCUUGACACAGAAGAGUUUCAAGAAGAUGCAAAAGAACGGAUUAGAAAAUGUUGAGCCCGUAAUCCAGGUUGAGGACUAUGAAAGUUUUUUCGAAUUUUUCAAACCGCCACAAGUACCUGAAGUUGAUGUUGGCUUUGAUAUUCUUGAUAAUUCUCUUGAACAACUCCAGUAUCAAAUGGAACACGAUUAUGAAAUUGGCUCAAUAAUCAGGGUCAAAGUAAUCCCUCAUGCAGUAGCAUUGUUCACUGGUGAGCUUGGUGAAGACGAGGACUAUGAAGUUACGGAAUAUGAUGAUGAAGAAGAGAAGUAUGAAAAGAAGAGUAACGGAGCACAAACUGAGGAAGGUCAGCAGGGGGUGCACGUCCAACAGAUAGCAGAGCAAGAGUAGUUUGUAGUUGCACACUAGGUCUAGGUCACAAGCUCAUGAGUAACUGCAGUCUCGGAACCCUUGGUCGAUAGAUUUGCCUUAGCCAUCAUCCUUUUCUGCUUAUUUUUGUUUGUGAGUACUCUUGUCAUCUCUAGUGGUUUGUUGGUUCUGUGGUGUGCUUUUCUUACCACGAAACAUUGGAUUUUAUCUCCCAUCUCUGCAGUCGUCUGUUUAGGUUAAUACAAUACAAACUAUGAUUGCUUAUUGCAAAGGUUUAUACAUGAUUCAACUUUUCUAUAUA